Formica exsecta is the source of this 2131-nucleotide messenger RNA. RefSeq lists its product as uncharacterized. The coding region runs from base 1107 to 2027 and encodes 306 amino acids. Lineage: Eukaryota; Metazoa; Arthropoda; Insecta; Hymenoptera; Formicidae. The transcript has 5 exons. The record is from RefSeq and is a predicted model, not a curated record.
UUAACUGUAAGUAAUAAUAAAAAUUGCUUUCUCUAGAGAAUAAAGAUAAAUUAAAAUUUUAUAAAAGUGUGUUUAUACCUGAGUAACUACGUUAUCGAUGAGUAGCGCAAAUAAAGGAAAUGAUAGCGCAUUUCCUGAUCUAUAACCCAGAAGAUCGCGAUAAGAACGAGUGUCACUGACCUAAUGAAAAUAAUGAUUUUAUCGUUCAGUUUAUAACAAGAGAGAAAAAUCGAUUGUCUCGAAUUUAAAAUAUUAAAUUCAAAGUUUCAAGUAUCCCGACUGAUGUUACAUUUUCGAGAUAUUUAUAGCUUUGUUCAUAAAAUGAACAAUUUAUUGCGAACAACGAGACUUGUUCAUAUCCAACUAGCCAAUAUAAUUUCUUCCAGCGUGCAUAAGAAAAAAUUCGCGCGGUAGUAUGCAUACGCAGGAUGCGAUAAUGACACUUUUUUGAAUAAAUGUGUUUGCGGAACAAACGAGAGAUAGCACUCGAAGUAUAUUACAAGGAAGAAAGCUGCAAGUAGUAAACUUGAGACGUUUUAACAAAUGAGCUGCUAAAAAUAGAGAAGCGUUAAAAGAUAAUUUAUCCUUAAGCAUCAAGUCGAUAUCAAAUAUUAUCCUCGUAUUACAUAAUUUUCUUUGUAUCGCUAAACGUUUAUUCGAUUGCGUGCAUCUUCGAUCAUAUCGUGAACAUUAAAUCUGGAGGGGUUGAGAGGCUGAUUAAAUAUCAUUAUGAGAAGAUGUGCUGGCAUUUUGCAUUCUCUGCCUUCGUUACGCCGCGAAUACAGCCCGCUGCAUACAAGUGCACGGUCGAUUGCGGGUUUCGAAGAAGCUCCAUGGCGGAGGACGCCGAUAAGCAGUGCAAAUUUGACGUUGCACUCCAACGUUGUCAGGAGAUAGAUAACAAUUUACGCGUUAAUAUAUUAGCUGUACAUGCGACGACGUAUCUUUACGAGAGUGCGUGCGACGCAAACACGCCUCCAACUAAGACUUUGACAGCGCAAACUCUUCGAUGGUCAUUAACCCUGCCGCCCCGGUAAGCGGCUUAAGGUAUAAAGGGUUGCGUCGCUCAUCCCGUCCGAUUACUUUUGUUGAGAAAUCUCGACACUAUGGAAGUGACGCAUUUACUCGUCGUGUAUCUUCUUGCUGCUCUAACAAGCGUGCAUGCAUCGCACGGAAACGUCGAAACUGGGGUCAUCGAACAAGAAGGCAUCACCGAGGAUCACCAGAAGGUGCAUGACGAAUGCCGGAAUCCGGAUUACAAGAAAUACCUCAAGUGUUUAAUGAGACCGAAGAGGCAUCAUCAUAACGGCCACGGAGACGAGCUGUCGGAAAAUGAUCCUACUCAUUGUUUGGAAGCGUGUUUAAAAAAAUGCGAUCAUCAUUCGGAACAUGACGAGUGCGAGAAGAAAUGCAGUUAUUGCACGAAAAGAACCAAGCACAGGCAUCAGAUCAUUACGGAAUACGAGACGGAAUGCGUAUCGGGAAAUUGCGGUCCGGCCAAUGACGGGCUAAGAACUACCAAUAUAACAACGAAUAUCGACAUCAAUAAUAUUAUUAAUACUUUUAGCAAUGCUACUAAAAACGGUGCACCUGAUACGUCUAUUAUUCCUAGUACGUCUGUUAGGCCUGGUAGGCCUGAUAGGCCUGGUAGGCCCGGUAUGGCCGGAGGUAAUCAUGAAAAUGGCGGUAAUGGAGAUAACGGCGAGAAUGGAAUAACGGAUAAACCAGGAGACUGCUGUCCACCUGUAGCACCUCGCUUCCCAUCGAUUCCUAUAAUACCUCAAAUUUCGUUGGUACCACAAAUCACGUACGGUGUAGGAUUCGGAGCUGCAGGCGGAUGCGCGCAAAAUCAGUGGCUUUGCAUCCAAACAGGCGGCAUUAAGGAAGUACAGCCUGACUGCUCCGGAUGCGGCAAUCCCAUCUUACGCUACAGAUGCGAUGUAAGUUGUUACGCAACUUACGCCGGCGCGGCGACUAAAAUUAAAUCGCCUUGUAAUAGUCCGGAAUGCAUUGGGGGUUCCAUAUAAUUUUGCUGGAUUGAAAGCAGUCGCAAUGUGAAUGAAACAUCAUUAUUAAUCGUUCGAGUUUUUUAUAUUUGUGUGUCAAUAUCUUGAUAAAAAAUUGCUUGUAA